UAUUGAAUUACUUUGAUCCAGAAAAAAAAGGCUAUGCUGAUUUUAGAGAAUUUAGUUAAAAGUUAAAAAACGGAAUGAUAAAUAAUGAUAAUAUGGGAAGACAAUUAGUAAUUCCUUUAACAAACCCUUUUAAAGAAUAAACUGAAGAUAUUAAAAAAAUGUUACCUGAAUUAUAACCUAAAGUCGAUUCUUUAAGGAAAAGUUAUUAUCCUUCUGAACGUAAAAUAUAUUUUUUAAUAUAAUAAAUAUAAAAAUAAAAUAGACUUAGGUACUUAUACAAGAUUUAGUUCUACUCCUGCUUUUAAAAAUACAUUUUAGAAUUUUUAAGCUUAAUAAAAUAGUGCUAUGUUUUAAACUUCUAUUGAUAGAUUUAAUUUUAGAGAUAAUCAUAGGAUAUAAUUUCAAAUAGAUGAAAAAAAUCUCAAAAAAUAAUAUUAAUAAGGUAGAAUUAAUAGAAAAUGUUAGAAUUAAACAAGUAUAGCAAAUAAAGUUUAAAAAUAAAUUGAAAUUGAAGAUUUUAAAAGCGAAUAAAAAAUAAAAGCUAAAGGAUUACGUUAAUGGACUUAUGAGCAUAGGGCACAUUUGUAAAAUAAUUGGAAUUGA
This is a messenger RNA of Ichthyophthirius multifiliis, 603 nucleotides long. RefSeq lists its product as hypothetical. The record is from RefSeq and is a predicted model, not a curated record. The transcript is spliced from 3 exons. NCBI's taxonomy places the organism in Eukaryota, Ciliophora, Oligohymenophorea, Hymenostomatida.